AUGACACAGCCUUCUUCUAAGAAAGUUGCUCCAGCUCCAUUUGCUUCAAAAUCAAAAACUUCCACUAUUCAAAAGAAUCCAUUGAUAAGUUCUUCUCCAAAAAAUUUUGGUAUUGGUCAAUCAAUUCAACCAAAGAGGAAUUUAUCAAGAUUUGUAAAAUGGCCAGAAUAUGUUAGAUUACAAAGACAAAAGAAAAUUUUGAGUUUAAGAUUGAAAGUUCCUCCUUCAAUUGCUCAAUUCAACAAUAUUUUGGAUAAAAACACUGCUGCUCAAACUUUUAAAUUAUUUAAUAAAUAUAGACCAGAAACUUCUUCUGAGAAAAAAGAAAGAUUAAUUAAAGAAGCAGCAGCUAUUGCUAAUGGCAAAACAGCAAAAGAUGUAAGUGAAAAACCUUUGGUUGUCAAAUAUGGUUUAAACCAUGUUGUUUCAUUAAUUGAAAACAAAAAGGCUAAAUUAGUUUUAAUAGCUAAUGACGUUGAUCCAAUUGAAUUGGUUAUUUUCUUACCUGCUUUAUGUAAAAAAAUGGGUAUACCAUAUGCUGUUGUUAAAGGUAAAGCUAGAUUAGGUACUUUGGUUCAUCAAAAAACUUCAGCUGUUGCUGCUUUAACUGAAGUUUCAUCAGCUGAUGAAGCUGAAUUAUCUAAAUUAAUUUCAACCAUAAAUGCAAAUUAUUUAGAAAAAUAUGAAGAAAAUAAAAAACAUUGGGGUGGUGGUAUAAUGGGUUCAAAAGCUAAUAAUAAAAUAGCUAAAAAGGAAAAAGCCAUUGCUAAUGCUGCAAAGGCGUAG
This is a messenger RNA of Lodderomyces pseudojiufengensis, 786 nucleotides long. RefSeq names its product 60S ribosomal protein eL8 (gene RPL82). Gene Ontology annotation, cellular component: ribonucleoprotein complex. Lineage: Eukaryota; Fungi; Ascomycota; Pichiomycetes; Serinales; Debaryomycetaceae. The record is from RefSeq and is a predicted model, not a curated record. The transcript has a single exon. The coding region runs from base 1 to 786 and encodes 261 amino acids. Gene Ontology annotation, biological process: ribosome biogenesis.